AUGCUCAACGAGAGCGAGGUUAGUGAUCUCUGGCAUAAUCACAUCCCAUGGGAAAGCGGGAUCAUCGCCAUCGACAAGAAAGAAGCUAGUGCAACGGGAUUGCCGGAAUCACAGGUGUUCCCAUGGGAUGAGGCAAAAGGAAUCUACAUCAUUAACGCACAUCACAUUCUGCAUUACAUCCGCAAUCUAUAUAUCUCCAUCGAAGAAUAUCGCUGCAGCCAGACUCAGAGUGUCGCCUAUCCUCAUAUUUUGCAUUGUCUAGACAGUCCAGACAGUCUACGGGUGGAAGCAAUGUGCACGGCCGACGACACGCCGCGAUAUAUCCCUCUGCAUGACGUCUCCGGACUCAAGCGUGGAGACGGACAGAAGCGAAUGUGUCGCGACGGGCACCAAAUGCCGGCCUUCGUAGAGGAUCACGAUCCCUGCUAUCGGUAUGUCUUUCCUCAUGAUAACACAGCGAAUCUUGAGAGACUCAAAUACUGUCCCAAUAGCUCGCGGUAUUUACCCAUGAUUCGUGAAUACUUUGGCUACGGCAAUGAUUGGCUACCAAGUCCAGAAAUGAGGGUGCUUUCAUAA
Messenger RNA from Aspergillus alliaceus, 576 nucleotides. RefSeq lists its product as uncharacterized. The coding region runs from base 1 to 576 and encodes 191 amino acids. NCBI's taxonomy places the organism in Eukaryota, Fungi, Ascomycota, Eurotiomycetes, Eurotiales, Aspergillaceae. The transcript is spliced from 3 exons. The record is from RefSeq and is a predicted model, not a curated record. Gene Ontology annotation, biological process: mycotoxin biosynthetic process.